UAUGGUAGCUAGAAUUGUCGCAUCCACGACGUUUAUUAGUACCCAAUACUAUCUAAACUAAACGCAGCUGAAUGAUGUGAACAGACGAACGUCAAUAACGUCAUCCACAUUUUCCACAACACGACCUAAUUUUCUGUCUUGUUAUCAAAAUAUUAAAACUAAUGCUUAAAGUGUGUCUAAAUCAUUGAUUUUUCAUUAAUGUUUGCUUUACACUUAUCAACAACAAUGUUAUUAUUUCCAGCGAGUGUCUAAAAUGUCUGAUACGAAGUCUGAUAACAUAAGCAUAGAGUUCGAUCCGAUUUUGCCUGAUACUGGUGUCUUGUUUUAUGAGGAAUGUCCCGCGGAGUAUGAGAUUGAGAAGCCGAUAUUGUUGCCGUUGAAAUCGUCGACUCAAGUGCGUUUCGAACAGCUUCAGCACGAAGCGGCGCGAGUGUGGAGAGAUAAACAAAGAACAGCGGCGACGGCGAAGAAAAACUAACGCAACCAAAGAUUCCUUGUUCAAAUUAGCCUGUCAAUAUGGCUUACACACUGUUUGUGAUAGAGAUUAUAUCGGCGUUUAUAUUGGCAGCUACAUUAUUGUACAGAUACGGAGAUGUUUACAGAAAUCACAUUAUAGUGACAGUGGCUGUUGUUACAGCAUGGUACUUCUCGUUUGUUAUUAUGUUUAUAUUGCCAUUGGAUGUGUCUUCGACAGUAUAUCGACAAUGCAUGCAAAACAGCAACUCGACUACAGUCGCCCCGAGUGUGUCACCGCUACACAAUGAGUCAACCACAACCGUCCCCCCGGUCACGAAAUGCCAGAAACCGUGGAGCUUUGUGGACGACAGUGUGUUCCCUAAUCUCUGGAGGGUUGUCUAUUGGACUUCACAAUGUCUGACUUGGUUGAUAAUGCCGAUGAUGCAGUCAUACAGCAAAGCGGGUGACUUCACGGUUAAGGGCAAGCUGAAGUCAGCGCUCGUUGACAACGCCAUUUAUUAUGGCUCCUACCUGUUCAUCUGCGGCAUUCUGCUCAUCUACAUUGCGCUGAAGGGUGUGUCCUUGGACUGGGCCAAGAUCAAGGCUAUUGCGUCCUCAGCCAGUAACACAUGGGGUCUCUUUCUCCUGAUCCUUCUGUUGGGCUACGCCCUGGUAGAGGUACCAAGAAAUCUAUGGAACAACUCUAAGAAGAAUUAUACUCUGACAUACACUUACUUCAAGAUAGCCAAGCUGAGUACCGACAAGUGUGAGGCAGAGGAAAAUAUGGACGACAUAUUAGAUAGUCUGUCGUCGAUCACCGCGGCCGUGGGCCCCGGGCACCCGCUGCACCGGCACGUGGAGACGAUCGUGCAGAAGCUGCCCGUGCAGCUGCGGGAGCGCCUCAACAGCCGCCAGGCGCCCGAGCGGCCCGCCGCGCCCUCGCUCAAGUCGCUCGUCAACUUGCAUAAGAAGAUGAUCAAAGCGCUCCACGUCCUCCAACGCACCGAGACCCAAUGGGGCAUAACGUUGGAGCGAGUGUUCCAUCUAGAGGACGUAUCUACCAACCUGCGUGCUCCGGAUCGGCGCUUCACACACACGUUCCACACAGCACGGCCGCGCGCCCUGCGGCUCUUGUACCCGCCCACUACUGAAUGGUACUGGGAGUGCAUCCUGAAGCAGUACUUCCUGAAGACAAUGGCGGUGGUCACGGGAAUCAUGUCGCUGGCGCUCGUGUGGUCGGAGAUGACGUUCUUCUGCAAGCAGCCCGUGCUGUCCAUCUUCGCCAACAUCCUCAACGCCGCUAAAUACACUUACAACUACGCGGCUAUUGUCUGGGUAUCGACUCUUGUUAUCGCGUAUAUGUUCUACUGCGCGUACUCGACGGUACUGAAGAUCCGUCUUCUGAACCUAUGGUACCUGGCACCUCACCACCAGACCAACGAGUACAGUCUCAUCUUCAGCGGGAUGAUGGUGUGCCGCCUCACGCCCGCUAUGUGCCUCAACUUCCUCAGCCUUGUGCAUAUGGACUCGCAUGUUAUUAAGGAGUAUGUGAUGGAGACAUAUUAUACUCAGAUAAUGGGUCACAUGGACGUCCUGGGCAUCAUAGCCGAAGGUUUCAACAUCUACUUCCCGAUGCUAGUGGUGCUGCUGUGCGCGGCUACGUACCUCUCGCUCGGCAGUCGUCUCCUCUCGCUCUGCGGCUUCCACCAGUUCGUGGGGGACGACGAGCUGACGACUGAUCUCGUUGAUGAGGGCCGGGAGAUCGUUAAGCGAGAAAAGCGUAAGCGGCAACGCGCGGAAGAGUCUCUGACGCGGCGCCGCGACUACAGCGAGCGGUACGCCAACUACCGCACCAAGCGGGACAACCAGGAUGGAGCCCACACCGGGCUCCUUAACGACGUGGACUCAGACUACUACGUCCAACCGAGUCCCGAACGGUCCCAGCCGAUAUCCGCGUACCAGCGCGCGGAGCUGCCAUACAACAGGACAACGGUAGACGAUGAGUUAGACCAGAGGUUCGGUGCGAGCACGCUGCCGGCCAUACAGUCCGAGUUCGACGAGCGACGGCGUGACAAGAUGAGCGCGCCGCCGCGAGGGCUUUUCGAUGACGUGUGAAGUGCAAUAUAGAGCGGGUUUUUGUAAAAGACUUUUGAGGCCAAUGUUGUAAAUUGACAGCGUACAGAAUUGUUGGAUUAGUGUGUAUACGGAUAGCACUAUACCUACGUGGUUUCAGUGUUAGUGUUGGAUUACAGAAGCUAAAUUGAUUGAGAAUAAACCAAAACUAUGGUAACGUGAAAUUCUUUCGUGGAACGAUUUACCAUUAUUUAUGUGCGCCCAUAACAUACUUGGCUAUUGUAUUUGCGCAAACAUUGCGGACAUUUUCGUUUGAGAUAUUGGAAAGAGAUGUAACACGAAUGUUUGGGUAAAUACAGCCAUGUGUGUCGACAUUGAAGUCUUUUAAUUCCAUCGUAAGACGUAGCCUAAAAUGUAUGCUAGGAUUUAGAUCCUAAAUGAAACCCAAAUUUCUCAAUGUUUCUUUAUGAAAGCUCGCGUUAAGUUGUACAGUAAAUUAUUCUACAGUAUAGUAUUGGUUGUAAUACAUAUUAUUGUGUUAAUAAAUAUGGAUGCUUGAGUCAUAUAAGAGAUUUAUUUUUUGUACAAAAAUAAGUACUUGCUUUUGUCCAUUGUAAUUAGUUUAACUAGAAUUACAUAGUCGUAGUGAAUCAUUUAAUAUAUUCCAAUUAUUUUAGGUAACUUUUAGUUAUUGCUCAUUAAAUCCUCGAGUUGAGGCAUAGUAUCACAAAAUCUUAACCCCUGGUUUACGACUUUUUAUAUAUUUUGUAUGAUAUUGCGUGUGCAAAUAGCGUCCGUGGGACUUAGAGGUAUUUUAUUCUGCCUACGCGUUAUCGCGACCGCGGGAUUCGGGGGUUAGAGUCAAUUAACCUCUUGACCGCCACAGACGUCAUCAGAAAGUCUUACCAAGGGCACCAACAACGGCUGCACCCGUCAGCUUCGCCAAUGCAAUAGGGAAUUACGCGGGACUCCGGAAAUUUCAAUUUGGCUUAACUAAUAGCGAUCGCCUGGCGUCCGGAGCACGGCAUAGUCCUUCGCCCUCUGGCGUUCAGAGGGUUAACACUUAAUAGUCCAUGACGAAAACAUUUAUAUUUUUGAGGUCUCUGGACUUUAGUUGAAUUAUUAAUGUGAAAACCUGGCUAAUAUUAUUAUGAUCAGGGGUCGUACAAAAAGUGCGGAUGACGUCAAACCACUUAUAGGAUGAUUUCAAAUAGUAUUUUUGAUUUUCAUAUACAAUUAUCACUUAUCAUUUAUCAACCUCUUUAUUAAACGAUAUCGCCACUUGAAAUGAGUAAGUACGUUUUUGACUGACACAUUGUCAAUCAGAUGAACAAUAAAUUGACUUCGUUAUUGUUUAGCUAUUGUAUCUUCACGAUUAUAUUUAGCUAAAAUUUAUAUUUACUAAUGUAUAAGAAAACGCUCUAAAAUGUCAUCUUUACUCGAAUAUUGUGGCAAUUUUCCGUUUUUGGAGGUACGUGACACGGAAGUUUAAAUACAAACUCAAACAUCAUCCUGUGUGCAAGAUUACGUCAUUUUUACGUCAUCCGCACUUUUUGUCCGACCCCUGAUUAUGAUCAAUGUUAAUUUCAAAAAUAUUCACGGGGUAUUUUGACAAAAUUUUUCACACCACGCCUGCUUGACCAUGCUUAUAUUACAAACUAAUAGGUGCGUACAGUGGUGUACUUUCGUUUGGGCCAAAUACAUUUCGCAAAAUUUCACUUCCCAACAAACUUAUCGCAAUAGUUUCAUUUCCCAAAGGAACUUUUAGCAAAGUUACACUUCGCAUAUAAUUUAUUUGGUCAAAUUAUCAUUUGGCAUGAUUUUACUUUGUCAAAUGUUAUUAGGACAAAAACUUAUUUAGCAAAAGUUUUUUAUUGUAUAUUAUAUUCCAAAAAGAUUUUUCAAAAUUGGUCCGCUGACAUUGGAACAUACCGAGACUAAAUGGAAGUAAAUAUUAUAUUCAAGAUUGGUCAAAAUUGUCACUUCGCAAAUUUGACAAAUAGGCAUCUCUAAGGACUGUUCAUUUUAUUAAGCGGACACACAAAAAAGUAUAAAUUACAUUUUUCUAAUUCUGGAAUCGCUUUAUUUAGAUAAAUAUAAUAAAAACGGAAACCAACGCAAAACAUUUUAAUAUAAAUAUAGUACAAUAUAAUAACAUCGGUAAGAUUUUCGUACUUUUACACGGUUGCGCCGUUCAAGUGCCUGCACAUCAAUUUUUGACACUUUUUGACAAGUUGUAAACAACAUUCGUUUGAAUUCUUUCAAUGUUUUAGCUUCUCAUCUACCCUUUUUUAAGCGCAUCUUCACAUUGGUCUAGUGCCACUCGAUGGAGUGGAGCUCCGGGCAAUUAGAUGAGUUGACUUGUUUUUGAACGAAAUCAAUGUUUUUCAAAUUCAGUAGCUUCACUUUCUGACCAGCAUAGUGGGCACUUGCCAAAUCAGGCCGAAAUGAAGAGGUGACAUUAUGCGUCUGAUAGACGGAAAGUACUCGUUAUUAGAUGCAUUAUUUUCUGUAAAUGUCGCAACCAAAGUUCAUGUCGCAAAAUAGAACAAGUUUUUAAGGCCACAGGAACCAAUUGCCUGCCAGACAAGGACUUUCUUCAUGAAUUGGUCAAUUUUCAUGUUACUCUCCUCGUCGAAUAUAUGAUCUUCUACAACGGCAUGGUAGCAUCAGGGCCAUUGGUAACGUACUACAGCAACAUUUUACGCAUUUUCCGUUGUCCAUUAAAAUGCUACGAAAUUUAUCUUCAUGUAAAAUGUAGUACAGUUUGACGCUUCUUUUUUUCGAUUGCUUUCGCUGCUCUGUAAUUCUUUUGUCCAUUUUUUUCUUUUUAUGGGUCCAUUUAUUGUACAUACUUCUUAUAUUUUAAUCUGUGUCUACUCUAACGCCUGCUGUCUUAGGAAUUUCGCGAACCGAUAAGUAAUUUAUUGAUUUUAACAGCCGCAUGACAAUACUUUUGUUUCUGGAUUGGCCGGGCCGCUUCUGUGCCGGGAUUUUGUAAAAUCUUCAAGCAUAUGAUGCUCUCCAAAUGUUUUAAUUAUUUUAUUCACGUUUAACUUGGAAAAUUUGUACAUAUUUACGAUUUUUUGCAGUGAAUACUAGCCUGUGCAUCCUAAUUGCAGAACUAACUUGCUAUGUUCCAAAUUUGUUCGGUCCUUCGGGAAAAAUAUUAGACUAUUAUGGGAACAAAUAUGUAGCAAUUGAUAAAUAAGGGAUUGUUGAUUAUAUUGUUAUGAGCUGUACGUCAAUUGAUUUUAAAUUCGCCGAUUAAAAGAGGUGUAAGAGUGUCCGCUUAGUAAACUGAACAGUCCUUAUUUAAAUUUGUACUUUUUGUUAUGUUAAUAUAGGUACGUUAAAUUCUACGUAAUUUGGGUGGGUUGGGUUAGGUUUGAACUGCGAUCCUCACAAAACGGAGCCGCUAUCAGAAAAGUAGGUUAGGUUAGGUUAGAACUGUGACCUUCACAGAAUCGAAAUGCUAUUAGAAAAGUGGGUUAGGUUAGGUUAGAACUGCGAUCCUUACAGAAAAGAUAUACUAUGUACUAGAAAAAGGUCAUCGAAGUGGAUUAAUUAAUUUAAUAGAAUAACGAGAUGUAAAAAAGUUGCAUGACAUUUUAAACUAAAAUGUGGUGUAAAUAUUGGUGGUUAUUUACUAUUCUUGGGUUACAAUGAUUACUUUGGUGUUAUUUGCUUUAAUAGAAUAGCAAGAUCUAACAAAUUUGGUUAUCAUUUUACAUUAAAACGGAUUUUUAAUUUUAGUGAUCAUUUACUACAUAUUUUUGGCAGUAAGAAUUUUUUUUUUGACGUUACAUUUUACUAUACUAUACAUAUACAUAGUAAAAUGUAACGUCAAAAAAAUUAUCAGUUGAAUACCAGACAAAUAAAAUUCUGCAGCCUCCUCUCUAUUGGUAUGUAAAUUGUAUGCCAUGCAAUAUUUUGGGACAUGUAAGUUAUGCUUAAUGAUACAUUUGACUAAAUAAUAUUUGGUAAAAUGAAACUUGUCCAAGUAAUUAUUUGCUAAACAAUAACUUGCCAAAAAAGACUAUUGCUAACUGAAAAUUUGCGAUAAGUUGUUUUGCCAAACAUUUUUUUGGGAAAUGAUAAUUUGGGAAACAUAGUUUGGGUUGUGAUACUUUGGGAAACGUUUUUGGCCCAUUCGUUAGUAAACCGCGUACAGUACCCACUUAAUUAAUGUUAAAAACGAUAGAAAUUAUGAGCCCGUCGUGUAAGUCAAUUAGAUAAACACGGCCAUACAACGCUUGCCAGCAGUAACAGGCAUAUAAUUGUUUACCGUGUUAUUGGGAAAUUAAUUUCUAAUUCAAAUUGGUUGACCAAUGGCUAUUACAACCCGUGGUGGGUAAAAUAGUGAAAUAGCACAUCUGUAUGUAUUUUAGUGAAAUUAUUAGAUGUUAUGUCUCAAGGCAGUCAGUGAGAAUUUUUUUAAUAUGAAAACAAAUUUAAUUAUUCAUGUUUGUGUUAUUCCUGCUUUUUAUACGUUUUAUAACUAGUUGUAUAAUAAAAUGUGUAUUUACCAUAGAAGGUGAAAAACUUAGGAGAUAAUAGCGAAUGCCUAAAAUUAACGUCAAUUAAAAACGUGAACCUUGAAGACGAGUUAUGUAUACACGGCCAUUUUGUUUUCUUUAACCGAUUAACCAUGAUUAAGAUUUUUGACAACUAAGCUUAAAAUGAAUAGGCAUAGUACGAAUAUACCUACUGCCCAUUAAAAUACUAGGUCCUCCCUUUAAUUUGCUUCUUUUCGCUCAAGAUCGGGAUACCAAGUAAGCUACCGAGACUAAAUGGAAGCAAAUAUUUCCAUUAUUUCCAACCUUAAAAACUGAAACGGGACAGUCGCGUAAGCGCGCGCUAUAAGUCCGGUUUCCAGUAAGAUUUUCCUUCAGCAACAGCAAAUGCCUACUUGGAAAGGUUAAAUACCAGUUUGUCUUUUAUUAUAUAAGGUUCAUUUUUGUGUGAUACAUCUAACACGCUUAGCGUUUGUAAAUCUUGUAUAUAACACAUUGUGUUCGUGUCUGGUCGUGAUCGAUUCCCUCUACAAAGCGGGAAAACGCUAGGUUCGGCUACGAGCAUAGCGCUACGAAAGCGUUAGCAGUGAAUGUGUUAAUUUAUUUAUCUUUUAACGGAUAUAAGAUUCUAGGUGCACCAUUUUAUGUACAAAUAAUUGAAAAGUCCAGCAACCAAGUAUUCGCAUCACGAAAAACACAUGCCAUUCUUAAGAUUACCUAAACCCCAACCCAACCGACUAUAAUGUUGAGAGAUUAGUACAUAGUGCUGCUUGUAGGUAUAUUGUAAUGGUCAAAUAUGUAAUGGCACUGGUAACAUCACUGUAUUUACAGUUUCCUUAGUACUAUCACUGUUAAAUUUUACAUCUAGUAGCAGCGCAUAGUAAAAAUGACAACGUAUGUACAUACAUACGUACCGUUUAAUAUGAAGUCAUAGUUAUAAUUGGCAUUUAAGUUCUCGUCAUGCCAUAUUUUAUCGACUGACACUGAUUUAAUACUGUUUCAUACCUAAAAUAGGUGUUAUAUGUUUUUUGUUAAAUAUUUCAUUCUAUUAUGAAACCCUCUUUCAGCCCGCUAGACACAUGAAUAAUUUGCAAAAUUAGAUUAAUUCAUUUGUGGGGUUAGUUCAUGAAUGUUAAUACUACUGGAAUAUUUUAGAACUAAGAAUACAGAAGCAUCGUUGCUCUUAAAAUAAAUUAUUUAUCAAAAAUAAUAUAAAUAUCAACUUUCGUUCAUAGCCAUUUUAUUUUUAAUCACCGAAGGGUCGGCGCUAAAAUCAAAACCCGAUAGAUAGAAGCAUAGGGACAAGUUCAAAAUCAACAACUUAUUAUAUAUUCCAAAUAUUUGACGUUCCACGGUAAAAGGUACCUUAUGGCGGCUGGCACUUACGUCACAUAGCGCCGCAAUAUCGGAGCGGCUUUAAUAAUAGCGUAAGCGCCAACCGCCAUAAGGUACCUUUACCCGUGGGACGUCAAAUAUAUUAAUUGUCCAGUAGUAUACUAAUAUUCUUAAUUAAAUUAAUAAUCUUAAUAUAUUCUGAUGUGAUAACUGUUGUAUAAGAUAAUUUAAUAAAAUUACAUUACCUAACCUAAUUGUUAUUGUAACCACAAUCAUGAAAUAAAAAGACAUUAAAUUUACAGAA
Messenger RNA from Cydia fagiglandana, 8685 nucleotides. RefSeq names its product LMBR1 domain-containing protein 2 homolog. The transcript has 11 exons. Bases 517 to 2571 code for a protein of 684 amino acids. The record is from RefSeq and is a predicted model, not a curated record. Gene Ontology annotation, cellular component: membrane. NCBI's taxonomy places the organism in Eukaryota, Metazoa, Arthropoda, Insecta, Lepidoptera, Tortricidae.